Molecule: messenger RNA, 645 nt
Organism: Humulus lupulus (European hop)
Lineage: Eukaryota; Viridiplantae; Streptophyta; Magnoliopsida; Rosales; Cannabaceae
Product: secreted RxLR effector protein 161-like
Exons: 2
Coding region: 1-645 (214 amino acids)
Source: RefSeq, a predicted model, not a curated record
AUGGUGUGUACUCGCCCUGAUCUCUGUCAUGCAGUUAGUGUUGUGAGUAUGUAUAUGGGAAAUCCUUGCAGUGAGUAUUGGGAAGCUGUCAAAUGGAUAAUGAGGUACUUUAAUGGGACAGCUAACUUGGGACUGCUCUACAGUACAAAAUCAAGCAAGCCAGAAGCAUAUGGAUAUGUGGAUGCAGAUUAUGCAGGGGAUUUGGACACAAAAAGAUCACAAACUAGUUUUGUGUUUAAGCUAAAUAAUUACACCAUCAGUUGGAAAGCUAACUUACAAUCUAUAGUAGCUCUGUCCAUAUUCGAAUCCGAAUAUAUAGCAUGUACUGAAGCAGUGAAGGAAGCUUUAUGGUUAAAAGGAUUGACAAGGGAGCUUGGUGUUGAUCAAAGAGUUGUUACGAUAUUUAGUGACAGUCAGAGUGCUUUGCAUCUCAGUAAGAAUCAGGUUUUUCAUGAAAGAAUCAAGCAUAUUGAUGUAAGACUGCACUUUAUCAGAGAUGUCAUAGCAGAGGGAAAAGUGAAGCUUGAAAAGCCAGCUCCAGAAGAAUACAUAAUCAUGAUCAUCAUCUUCUUGAAAGCAGAUCUGAGAGAGCUCAAAGAAAGUAGAGAAAGUGAGAGGACAGAGAAAAACAAGAGAGAGAGUUAG